Molecule: messenger RNA, 660 nt
Organism: Rangifer tarandus platyrhynchus (Svalbard reindeer)
Lineage: Eukaryota; Metazoa; Chordata; Mammalia; Artiodactyla; Cervidae
Source: the annotation of a GenBank genome assembly
AUGGCUAUUUUCAGUGUUUAUGUGGUGAACAAAGCUGGCGGUCUUAUUUACCAGUUGGACAGCUACGCCCCACGGGCCGAGGCUGAGAAAACUUUCAGCUACCCGUUGGAUCUGCUGCUUAAGCUGCACGACGAGCGUGUGCUGGUAGCUUUUGGCCAGCGAGACGGCAUCCGGGUGGGCCACGCAGUGCUGGCUAUCAAUGGUGUGGACGUGAAUGGCAAGUAUACGGCCGAUGGGAAAGAGGUGCUGGAGUACCUGGGCAACCCUGCUAACUACCCAGUGUCCAUUCGGUUCGGCCGCCCUCGCCUCACCUCCAAUGAGAAGCUCAUGCUGGCCUCCAUGUUCCACUCGCUGUUCGCCAUUGGCUCCCAGCUGUCUCCUGAACAGGGCAGCUCAGGCAUUGAGAUGCUGGAGACAGAUACAUUCAAACUGCACUGCUUCCAGACACUGACAGGGAUAAAGUUUGUGGUGCUGGCGGAUCCUAGGCAGGCUGGGAUAGAUUCUCUUCUCCGAAAAAUUUAUGAGAUUUACUCAGACUUUGCCCUGAAGAAUCCAUUUUACUCCCUGGAAAUGCCCAUCAGGUGUGAACUGUUUGACCAGAACCUGAAGUUAGCCCUGGAGGUGGCAGAGAAGGCUGGAACCUUUGGACCUGGGUCUUAG